Antrostomus carolinensis (chuck-will's-widow) is the source of this 191-nucleotide messenger RNA. RefSeq names its product zinc finger HIT-type containing 3 (gene ZNHIT3). The annotation marks the transcript as partial. Lineage: Eukaryota; Metazoa; Chordata; Aves; Caprimulgiformes; Caprimulgidae. The record is from RefSeq and is a predicted model, not a curated record. The transcript has a single exon. Gene Ontology annotation, molecular function: protein binding.
GGGAAUCAGAAGAACUGAGGAACUUGCUUCUGAACCCACAUCUCAGGCAGCUGCUGCUGACGGUCGACCAAGCAGAAGACAAAAGUUCCCUGAUGAAGAAGUACAUGCAGGAGCCGCUGUUUGUUGAGUUUGCAGACUGCUGUUUGAGAAUCGUCGAACCCCCGGAGAAGGAGAACGUUCUUCCCCAGUGA